Molecule: messenger RNA, 2319 nt
Organism: Melanotaenia boesemani (Boeseman's rainbowfish)
Lineage: Eukaryota; Metazoa; Chordata; Actinopteri; Atheriniformes; Melanotaeniidae
Gene: and1
Product: actinodin1
Exons: 6
Coding region: 4-1911 (635 amino acids)
Source: RefSeq, a predicted model, not a curated record
GGUAUGUUGAUCACCGCGCUGCUGGCUGUCAUGCUUCUGCCUGUAUUUUUGUCUGCUGGACCAAUUGUCCAAAAGCCAAAAGGAGAUGUGGGUGAAAGUAUCCAGGAGAAGUCAGCUGCAGCAGCUUUGCACAGGAGGCUGAUCCGCAACCGCAGGAACAUCAGCUGGUACAAACAGCAUUCUGACUUCUGGGCCUGGUACAAGUACUUCACUGACAACGGCAACCAGGAGGCAGUUCAGGAGAUGGAUCGGAUCUACUUGGCGUAUCUCCAGAACAAGAACCGUGCUGAAGGGCGUCGCUCCUACAAGGCGUACUUGCGCCACCUUGGGGAGAUCUACAAGUCAUGUGCUGAUUCUAAUGACCCCAACUGCGUUGCCUCCUACACUGCCAGACCUAAACCUAAACCAGAGCCCCCCAAACCAGCACCAAUAAAAACAUGUGACCCCACCAAGGAUCCCCAAUGUUUGUAUCUGGCUUUGAUCCAAGGCAAGAGCCCCUACCUGCCCCUGGUGCUCCCAGCUCCACCACCAGCAACCCCAGCACCAGUCAAGGCUCCUGCCCCUCUGUUUGUCCGCUCUGCAGUUUCUGCCAAGGACCCACAGUCAGGAUAUUAUUACUAUGCUCCAUCUGCAAUGCCUUUCCUUUCUAAGGAGCAGAAGGCUGAGCUGCUGCAUAUCUGUUCCGCUGAUGAUGUGGAGUGUCUGCAGUACCAUGUCAGAGCUGCCUAUGGGUAUCGUCCCUCUGCUGGGCCCCUUCCCUCAUAUGCCCAUCUGGGCUGUGACCCCAAGAAAGACCCUGCCUGCAAACCCAAACUGGUGCAAAAGGCUCCUUCUGGUCUCUUCCUUCAGUAUCCCAACUGUGAUCCACUCCGUGACCCCUACUGCGCCUAUGCUGCCUCCCUUGUGGCUCCUCGUGCUCCCUACCCCCCUGCUCCUGCUGGCCCUGGAUCCUGCAACCCUCUUUUUGAAGAAAACUGCAACCCCCUGACAGCCACCAAAUUUGCUUCUCCUCCAGAAGCAUUGAAAAAUGGGGAAGGAGAUGAGGCCGCUUCUCUUCGUGUAGCGCCUCCUGCGGCUGAACAGAAUGACCCUUAUGCUAUGUUUAGAGAUGCUUAUGCAAAUGCUAACAGGGUUAGAGAUCCUUAUGCCAUGUACCGCCAGGCUCCAGCCCCAGCUUCUCCACCAGCUUCUGAUCCAUAUGCUAUUUUGCGCCAAUUCAUUGCCCAAGCUCAGGAUAAUGAUCCAUACGCUCCACAGAUGGAGGCUGCUCCAGAGCCUAACCCUAAUGAUCCCUUCUCUGCUAUCCGCGAUGCGGCGGCUGCCAUGCAUCGCCGCGGCCCUCCCACAUCCAGGCAACCUUUUUCCAUUCCCAAUUUUGAGGAGCCACCUCAGGAGGAGCGAAAUCCUUUGGGACCCCCUGGUAAAACCAAGGAGGGCUAUGACUGCUUCAUUGGUUAUGAUCGCGAAUGUUUUCCAAUGAGGCCCAGUGAGCCCCGCCCUGGAGUUCACCGCCGCAUCCCCUACCCCGCUGAGGCCUAUGAGCCCCACCUGAAUGCUGAUGGCAGCCGCAAAGGAGUCCUGGAGCCUUCCAACCCACACUGUGACCCUGAGUAUGACCCAGACUGCCGCCUGCGUCGCUACGAGCCAGAGCAGGCCCACGCAGCGACCCAGCCUGAGCAUCACGCUGAGGAGGACCAUAACCAGGGAACAGCAGAGAGUGCGCCUCAGGAACAGGAUCCAGAUCAAUACGAAGCAGAGCCCUACCAGAGUGGCCAGGAGGAGCCUCAUAUGUCUUAUCAGCCUCUCUCGCAGGGUAUGCCCAGCCUCCAGGACAUCCUCAGGCGCUAUGGAGACCACUACCCUGAGCAGGAUGAUCACAGAGCUUAUGCAGAUGACUACCGCAAAAAAUAAUCAUGCUAAACACAUGCAUGUAGUUGGACAUGAAUACACGGUCCUAUGUGUUCUUUUAGCUCAGUCUUUGAACGCCUCAUGCAACAAGUAACCAGUUCUAACUGGUCCUGAAGCGGGACACAGGUGAAGUCUAUGGACCUAAUGAGCAAGAACAUUUGUGUACAUUCAAACAUGGUCUCCUGCUGAAGGAGCAUGUUCAGAAACAUUGCUAAAAAAUCUUCGGCUUUCAUGACUAGUUGCUUCACAUGUUUGUGGUGCAUUUCUUUUCUACUUUCCACCUCCAGCCUCCUCCAACGCAAUCACAUGUUUAAUGACUUGUUAAUCCUCAGCUUUGCCUCUGUAUCUAUGCAUUUCCCUUUUUUAAAAAACGUUGUUUGUUGCUUUUGGUCAGUGAUGGAAUUUGGAAAG